AACACCAUUAGCUAAACUUGCUAGUCCCAACUCGUUGCUUGAAGAUGAUGAUGUGGGUCUUAUCCUGCGCCUCUACUGGUUAUCCUACUCACUCUCUUCGAGCUUCUUUCAAAACCAAAGCUAAAGUUCGUUCAAGCUCUCAAGUCUCGGUCUCUUUGAGCACGCAUCAUCAUCAUCAACAACAACAACAGCAACAACUUCUUCUUCAUCAUCAUCAAGACCAUCCCUUUGUACCAGAGGUUGUGAAAGCAGUGGACUCCUUAUAUUCAGAAUUCAGAGCUGUGGAUAAUUUGGUGGCAUGCAAUACCGCCCGUGUUCUAAAAGCUUUCCAGAAUGCUCGAGUUGGAUCUCAUCACUUUGGCGGAUGCACUGGCUAUGGCCAUGAUGAAGCUGGGGGACGUGAAGCACUUGACCAAGCUUUUGCAGAAAUUUUUGGAGCUGAAUCUGCGAUAGUUCGCUCACAGUUUUUUUCAGGUACUCAUGCGAUCACUUGUGCAUUGUUCGCCUUUUUAAGGCCAGGGGAUGAGCUUUUGGCAGUCGCUGGUGCUCCCUAUGACACAUUAGAGGAAGUUAUUGGAAAGAGGGACUCCCACGGACUGGGUUCUCUGAAAGAUUUUGGAGUGAACUACAGAGAAGUUCCACUUGCUGGGGAUGGUGGACUUGACUGGGAUGCACUUGUGGGUGCUGUUAAACCUCAAACAAGAUGUGCACUCAUACAGAGGUCAUGUGGUUAUUCAUGGCGUCAGAGUUUAAGCGUAAAUGAAAUUGGAAGGGCAAUUAUGGCAAUUAAGAUGCAGAAUCCUAAUUGCUUGGUCAUGGUGGAUAAUUGCUAUGGUGAAUUUGUGGAAAGCAUUGAACCCCCAAUGGUGGGUGCAGAUUUGAUUGCAGGCAGUUUGAUAAAAAAUCCUGGUGGAACCAUUGCACCAUGCGGUGGAUAUGUUGCAGGGAAGGAAAGAUGGGUAAAAGCAGCUGCUGCUCGUCUCUCUGCUCCAGGGCUUGGGGUUGAUUGUGGCUCAACUCCCGGUGAUAUUAUGAGAGCUUUUUUCCAGGGGUUAUUCCUUUCGCCUCAAAUGGUUGGUGAGGCAAUCAAGGGAACCUUUCUGGUUGCUGAAGUUAUGUCAUCGAAAGGGUAUAAGGUUCAGCCACUUCCUCGUGUCCAACGCCAUGAUAUAGUUCAGGCUGUACAGCUCGGAAGCCGUGAGUGUCUUCUUGCUUUCUGUGAGGCUGUUCAGAGAAGCUCUCCAGUUGGCUCAUUUACUAAACCAGUCGCUGGUACAACUCCUGGAUAUGCAUCAGAGGUGAUCUUUGCUGAUGGAACCUUCAUUGAUGGGAGUACAAGUGAGCUCUCAUGUGAUGGACCAUUAAGAGAGCCAUUUGCUGUUUACUGCCAGGGUGGCACCCAUUGGACGCAAUGGGGACUAGUUCUAGGAGAGAUUUUGAAAUCCAUCUAAGCUAAAACCAGUUUCGGGUUGCGAGAGAAACAAGGUCUCACAAUGAUAGACUAUUAGAGACAAUGGCUUUUUUUGACCUAACUGACAGAAUUUCAGUUGAGCUAUAAAGUUGUAGCACUCUCUAGAUUUUUUUGGCAAAAUAGCUAUCUUGACACAGAGGAGGUGAUGUCUAACGCACGUCAAUUUGUAUCAGUAUGGAGUUUCACACAUAAUUAGCGUAGGUCUAUUCUUGAAGAACACUUCUACUUGAAAUUGAAUAUCCUAAGUUAUGGAACUGUUCUUUUCUGGGUCAGCUGUUAAGAACAUUCACAUCCCAUUUUGUAUACUUUCUCUAUAUUUGCUCUUUAAAAGGUUACAUUUUUUGCUUUA
Molecule: messenger RNA, 1820 nt
Organism: Quercus robur (English oak)
Lineage: Eukaryota; Viridiplantae; Streptophyta; Magnoliopsida; Fagales; Fagaceae
Exons: 12
Coding region: 45-1451 (468 amino acids)
Source: RefSeq, a predicted model, not a curated record